Molecule: messenger RNA, 3019 nt
Organism: Folsomia candida
Lineage: Eukaryota; Metazoa; Arthropoda; Collembola; Entomobryomorpha; Isotomidae
Product: cytochrome P450 6a22-like
Exons: 5
Coding region: 1896-2771 (291 amino acids)
Molecular function (GO): oxidoreductase activity, acting on paired donors, with incorporation or reduction of molecular oxygen; monooxygenase activity; heme binding
Source: RefSeq, a predicted model, not a curated record
UGAAUAUGAUAACGCCUAUCACCCAGUUUCUUAGAGUGCAGACAUUAUUUAUUACAUAAUUAGUAGAUAUUUUCAUUAUGAAAUUAAUUUCAUUAAUUAAAUUCAAUUUCAUCAAGUACUUUCGUAACCUUGUGAUGACUUUUACAUGUUUUACCCACCGACCAAAUAAAACAAGUAAUUAUCCUAAAUCUUAGUAAAAAUCACUUUUUAACAAUAACAAACUACAUAACUGUAUAGGCACACUUAUCAAUGUCAUGCACUCUUAAUAAUCUGGUAAAGUCAUAUAGGUCAUGGUUUCUCGGUAAUAAAUUUGCCCUUCAAAAAAUCCUUUAUUAAUUCAAAACCGGGCAAUGUGUAUAUAUUACUCCUCCUCCGCGGAGUUAUAUUUUCCAUCGCAUUGUAUUAAUAUUGACACCAAACGGUAACCAAUAUUUUUUUCAAUGUGACAUUAAUAUUUUACUGGUUGGUAAUAAUGUGUUGCUGGGUUACUAUCAGACUGUAUAACUUAUCAUUGCCAUAACGGUAGAGUUAUAUCUUUUAUAUAUAAUUGUCCCACAAUGUAAUGUUUUAUUGUGAGAUUAUUUGCAGUGCAUUUGCUUGCUCACAUAAAUAGUUGCAUAAUAUAAUGCUGAUAUACACAUACCGGUACAAACUAAUAUCAUUGGUAUGUAUAAGUCGACGUAUUUUCCCGACGGAUAGAUUAUUCUUCUUCUUUAAUACUUGUCUGGAAAUCUUGCCCAAAACUGGUCCAAUGUCCAAGUUUACUGGAGAUUGUAGUGGGUGAAAUGCAGCCGUGCAUAUCAUUUUGGUCAAAUGUGUGCAUGUUUUAUGUUAUCUUAUAAAAUAACCUGAUUCUACAAAAUUAAGUUUCCUUCAUACUCCUCGAGACAUUGUAUCAUUUUUUUAUCAUUAUUAUAUUGCUAAGGAUCCCAAAUUGGGUAUCGUUUAGAAACAUGUAUGUGCAUUCAUAUUGCAAUGCUACCUAAAUAGCUUAAAUAAUUUAAGUUGGACUUUCCAUGUUAAAUAUAGCAGUAAUGAUGCAUAUCUGUAUGUCUGUAUGCAUGCUAAAUGUAUGUCAACUAACAGUAACUUGCAUCCAAUAAUCUCCAUUAAAAGUGAAAUGAAUGAAUGCAAGUUAUGCAUGUGUAUAGAACGAAUGAUAGACUGGACAUCACAAGUCACCUGCUCGCCUCUCGCUCGUAUGCAAAUGCAUGCAUGUAAAUUAUGUACCUGGAAUAGUAAAAUUCCAGGCAAGUGAAUGUAAAACUCCUUGUUUUCCAUGCACUUCUUGUACGUAAUAUGUAAUGUGUAAUGUAAUGUAAUGUGUGUAGGUAAGUUGUGUGUAUUUAACGUAAUGUAUGUAGAUCUGUAUUUAUUUAUAGAAAACCCAUUGUUCAGAACACAAUGAGUUUUACUUAUGAGAAAAUAACAUGAUGCAAAUUAUGAAAAGGCGGAUUCCCUGCGUCCGACCGAGGAUAUAAGGGCAGCCUCGACUCCAACCGCCACCACAACUGUGUCUAUAAUUAUUACAUGCAAGCUGUUUUGCACCAGCUUGCAUUACAAAGUCUCAAAUUGCCUCAAGUAAUAGACUGAGACAAAAAUAAAUCAAAUAUUUGGUCAAGUUACCCCUAACAUUUAAAUACAUACUACACAUUAAAUAAUGAGUGUAUAUCAACUCUACAAUAGUGUAAAUAAAUAAGUAUUUUUAGAUUGUUUUUACAUUAACCUUGUGUCCGAAUCUACUGAUUUCCCACAAAACUAAUCAUCACAUACAUAUAAAAAUAAUACACACUAAAAAAUAAACCAACCAAACCAUCUCACUAUUCGUCAUGAACAUAAACAGAUUCGAUGGGACAGACUAAUACUUAGUUUUAGCCGUGCGGGGUUACAAUGGUAUGGAGUGGUGGGUGAGUUAUGCUUCUGAUAAUAAAGAAGUGUGGAAAUGCAUCGGUUUGGCGAGGGCGUUGAAAAGGACGGUGACCAGGAGACCCUUCAUGGUUAUCAUUAAUGACCACGUCGGGCGAGAGAUGAGAACUGCGACCAAGUUGACCUCUUCCAUCAAAUCGUACCCCUCACCACCCACGGCCCCAUCCUCCUUCGACAUCCCGCUCCUUACCUGCAUGUACAAAUACACGUUGGGAAACAUCGCCACGGCCGUUUUUGGCCUUUAUGUCGACACCUUCGCGGAAAACGAUGUCUUUUUCAACACGACGACAGAAAUGUUUCAAGCUUUCAUAAAAAAUCGAAAAUUUCAGUUCGCCAUGCUCCAAAUGUUUCCAAGAUUUUCGAAACUCGCCCAAAUUCAGGGAAUCGAGCAGAAAUAUUCAGACUUUUACUGGUCCUUGUUAAACGCGGCGUUGACCGCGCGACAAAAUGGGGGCGUGAAGGGGUCAGAUUUCUUCCAGUUGUUGGUGGACGCGCAAAAUGAGGAUAACCCGGAAAAUGAUAAGGUGGGGAAGGGAAACAAGAAAAAUAUCAAGUGGACCAACGAGCUCGCGUGUGCGCAGGCCUUCCUCUUCAUGGGGGCUGGAUUUGCCACGGUGGCGAAUAACUUGGCCGCUGCGAUGUACAUUUUAGCGACGGAGGGGGAACUGCAGGACAAAGUUUAUCAAGAGGUUAAGGACGUGAUGGGGGAAAAUGAAACGAUUUCGUAUGACGACUCGAACAAGUUGGAGUAUAUGGAGAUGUUUAUUUCAGGUGCUCCGCCUCUACCCCGUUCAGUCGAGAUUGGAACGAAUUGCGGUGAAGGAUUAUGCCGUGAUGAGGAGUAACGGGAAAACCGUAAUUAUUCCAAAAGGUGCAAAUAUCGCCAUUUCAGCGGAAGCGGUGCAAAAAGAUGAGCAAUAUUUUGCAAAUCCGCUAAACUUCGAUCCGGAAAGAUUCUCGGUAGAAAAUAAAGGAAAGAUUAGUCCAUACUCAUACCUCCCAUUUGGAGUCGGACCGAGGAAUUGUAUAGGUAAGAAUUUUAUUGCAAAAUUUAAUUUUUGCAAUAUUGCCAAAAUCAUGACUAUUUAGUUUU